Messenger RNA from Bubalus bubalis (water buffalo), 4290 nucleotides. RefSeq names its product pyroglutamyl-peptidase I (gene PGPEP1). The record is from RefSeq and is a predicted model, not a curated record. Gene Ontology annotation, biological process: proteolysis. Lineage: Eukaryota; Metazoa; Chordata; Mammalia; Artiodactyla; Bovidae. Gene Ontology annotation, molecular function: pyroglutamyl-peptidase activity. Gene Ontology annotation, cellular component: cytosol. The coding region runs from base 1433 to 2098 and encodes 221 amino acids. The transcript is spliced from 6 exons.
CGCGGCGGCCCGGGUGGGGUGGGUGCUAGAAGUCGCCUCAGGUUUGGAAGGUGUCAUCGCUCGCGGCAGCCCACCGCAGUCCGCGCGAAACGGAGAACGUGGAGAAGGGGGCGCCCCUGUGGUCCCACUGUCAGGGGUCGGGGCAGCCAAGGACGUGGGGGUCCUGGCAAACGCCCCGCACGGAGCAGGCCCCUGGGCGUCCUUCCUUUCCCCGUUGGGGACAGUGACCCUCCGGACACCUGUUUGUUGUGUCUGCCCUCCCGAGGUCGGGUUGGUUUGUCACCACCCCCGGUCCCAGGGGACAAAGGCCGAUUUGCGGGCAGGAAGUGCUCCGGUGACAAAUGAACGUCUUGCCAGACACUGCUCCCCGAACCCUGCCCUAAUGAGGGGCUGCUCCCCCGAGGCAGGGGCAGGCGGAGUUCGGGAGACCUCGGGUGCCGGCCGUUCUUCCGGUUGUUUCAGGGACUGUCUUGAUCAAAAUCUUUCCUGCCCGGGCUGUUUGUGGAUAAGCCUGCUCCCCCCUCCCCCCGACCCACUCCUCUGUCACCAACUCCCCGAAACUAACUGCGCCUCCCCCUUCGAGAGACUCCGCCUCGGAGCCUCGUGGGCGUCAACUUCCGCCGGGCCUCUGCGAGGGGGUGGGGGUGGGGGACCGUCAUGAGGGGUGAGUGUGAGAAAUCCGGCCACGAUUCAAACAGGUGGUGUAUGGCCCAGGAAGGUCCGGGCUGGUCCUGGAACUCCUGGGAAGAUGGAAGAAGCCACUUACCUGGCAGGUGUGUCGAGUUGCCAGAGGGUCACUUUCCCCUGCAGCCCUCCUGUGUCUGCUUGUUUAUUACUUUAGGGCUGACUCUGGCGGCGGCCCUGGGAGGGACAUUUUUCUGGCCUGAGGUUAUUACAUCUUUACCGUCUCAUUUUGCAGAAGGGGAAACCGAGGGUCACAGAGGUACCCUUGUUUGUCAGUGGCUGAACUGGGACGGGGGAGCCUCGUGGGCUGCCAUCUAUGGGGUCGCACAGAGUCGGACACCACUGAAGCGACUUAGCAGCAGCAGCAGCAGAGCUGGGACCCAUAUUUGGUCCAUGCAGGAGGAGGAAAGGGGUAGAGAGAUUCUGCCCCUACUUGGGGGCCCCCUGCUAUUCCAGGGCACAGUAUUCCUCCCAGCGCCAUGAUACCACCUGGGGCACUUGGCCCAGCUGGAGUGACCCAUGACACGUGAUCAAGGACAGCCUCUCUUCAAGAGAUUUAUGUUUUAGAUAGUGUGUUUGGGUUGGUCAGAAGAGGCAGGCCCCAGACUCUGCUGGGCCUGGGUUUGAAUCUGUGCUCUUCUGUCUUCUCGCUGUGUGACCUUGGACAGCUGGUUUCACCUCUCUGUGCUUCAGUCAGGAAACACCCUUGCCUGAAAGGGAGGCACAGGGGGGCUGAAGACCACAGGGCAUGCAGAGCACCUGGCAUCUCCUCAGGAUUCGGCCCUUUUGGGGAACACACUGUGAAUGCCAGCUGGAUUGCGGUCCAGGGAUGGUGUCAGGAGGCACUGGAUGCGCUGAUGGCUCGCUAAAGGAGCUGGAGAAACUAGGGCUUGGGGACAGCGUGGAUCUACAUGUGUAUGAGAUUCCAGUGGAGUAUCAGACAGUCCAGAGGCUCAUCCCUGCCCUGUGGGAGAAGCACAGUCCACAGCUGGUGGUGCACGUAGGCGUGUCAGGCAUGGCAACCGCAGUCACACUGGAGAAGUGUGGACACAACAAGGGUUACAAGGGCCUGGACAACUGCCGAUUCUGCCCCGGCUCCCAGUGCUGUGUGGAGGACGGGCCGGAAAGCAUUGACUCCAUCAUCGACAUGGAUGCUGUAUGUAAGAGGGUUACUACACUGGGCUUAGAUGUGUCAGUGACCAUUUCACAAGAUGCAGGCAGGUACCUCUGCGACUUCACCUACUAUACCUCUCUGUACCAGAGUCACGGCCGCUCAGCCUUUGUUCACGUGCCCCCUCUGGGCAAGCCGUACAAUGCAGACCAGCUGGGCCGGGCACUUCGGGCCAUCAUUGAGGAGAUGCUGGACCUCCUAGAGCAGUCAGAAGGCAAAAUCAACUGUUGCCAUGAACACUGAUUGCUGCUCAGGCCUCCCAAGACCUCAUCCUGCCAAGGACCCUGAGAGAGACAUCCACCCUCUGGGCCCUGACCAGGAAAGACAAGCCCAUCCAGCUGGGGAUCUGAUUUGGAUCAAAUAUGCCAGCUUGCACAUCUCUUCUCCCUGUUUCUCUGCGUACGCACUGGUUGGUUUGAAGGCAGCAACUGAAGAUUUUUUUUUUUUUUCUAUUUCUCUUUGCACCUGGGGAUACAGCUGGGGCAGUCAGGAAGCUGGGAAGUCCUGAUUUCUACCCAGAACCCCAAUCAGGUGGAUCUCUACUCUGCGAUCCCCUGGCUGGGGCCACCUGCUUUUCUGAGUCUAUGAUGGAAGGGUUCCAGAAUUCCCUCUGUCCAUGACGGCUUUUUUCCCAAAUUGAAAAUCCUCAUGAAGACCCUUUGCCCUGAUCCAUGUCCCAACAGCCUGGAUAGCUCCGGCAAGGGUCAGCUUGGGAUCUGGCGUGGGUUCUUUUUCUUUCUUUCUUAUUCUGUUUUUAAAAGCAAUAGUGCCAGUUUGGGCACAGAGUUAUUUAUAUUCCCUUUGGUUAAAAUGAGGGCUUUAGCCGAACACAAGUGUCUUUUCUCUUUCAUGGAGUGCAGCUGCUUCUGCCUCUGGCUUUGAACACUGGACCUACAUUUUUUGUUUUGGGGUGACAUUAAGAUCCCCUUGUUCAGCGGGGGUGGAGGCUAGGCCCUUGGCCAGACCACGGGGAGAGGGGGUUGCUGCUGCCCCAGGAGACUGAAAGGGGUGGCUAAUCCUUUCAACAACCGAGCUGUGAGCUGUACCCAAAGGACCUCCGCAGCUGGGCCACUGGUGGGAAAGCAGAUUGUCCUUUCAACACACACACUUUUUUUUUUUAAUAUGUAAAAGUGUGUAGCAACUACAAACCUACCCCACAUCUGGCCUGGAUUUUUCAGUCUUGGUCUUGGGGACCAGCUUCUUGUUUUCCUUAAGAGGAGGACAGACUGGAGUCUGGGGGCUGAGCUCCGUGUGUGCUGGUGUGUUUUGCCGGAAGGGCCGCAGGGCAGCCAGCGAGCUUUCGUGUAGCUGGGUUUUGGACACGCCUUGGACUUGGUAAAUUUUUAUCUUACUCCCUGAUGACUUUGAACUGACCAGCCAGGGAUGCGCAUCUCCCAGGAGGCAACUAAAUUCAGCUGGACCUUGACACCCAUCAGAGAGAGGGGGUUGGCAGCAGCAACCAUGAGGAAAACAACGGUUUGGAAAGUAUUCUUCUGUUUCUUUGGAGAACAUGCAGUUUUAUCACUUCCCUAUGUGUGAGGCGUGCUGGUGUCUGAUGUGGUGUUAGAUCAUGUUGGUGUUUCCCAGCAGGCGCUUCUUUUGAAAACAGCUGAGAUUUUUGUUUUGUUUUCUUAAAUGUUCACCCUCUCUCCCUCCUGUUCUGAUGCCCAGGGUAGUUGCUGCCUCCGCUGAGCUGCUGUGUCACUCGGAGACCAGGUUGGUGGGUUUCUGAGUGAAAUGCAUUUUCUGAGUUCUGUGUUUUCUCUGGAAGGGAAGCGUGAUGUGGGGUCAGCAUAUGGCAGUGUGUGGAACAUGCCCUGCAGGGUGAAAUGAUCAGGACCUUCUCCCUCCUUCAUGCCAGCCCUCCCUCUUCCAGAAACCCCUCCUCCACACCCCCAGUCUGUGUUUGCAGUCUCCUGAGGAAUCGGGAGUAUAGGAUGCCAUUGCAUCCACUCAGUCAGCCAGCUUCCGUGAGCAGAGCUUGCGGCUCUUUUAAAUGAGGGUCUUCCAGAGGCCUCAUUCAGAAGGGCAUUAAACUCUGAUGAGCUCUGUUCUCUAAAGGUCUGAUCUGGGGGACUCUGAGGAAGAAAUGGAUCUAGGCCAGUUGGAGAGGGGAGGGGGGACUGGAAGUGAGUCAGGUUUGAGCUAAGCUGGGUACCCACUGGAACCCGGACACACCAUCCCCAGGUUCUACAUUUCCAUCUUUCUUUUGUCCUUAUUUCUUCUGUUUAAAGCACCGUGAGAUUCAGCCACUUAGAGAUGUGACUUAUUGUCUGAUCAUUAUCGAGUGUGUGUGUGUCAUUGUUCUGUUCCUGCGAUGGUGUUAGAUUUCCUCAGCGAGUCAAGCCAAAACCUUGUCCUUUUCACGAUGCAGAGCAUAUAGCUCGUUUUUAUUUAAUUAGACAGCCAUUAAAUAUUUCACUCGCUCCCUGCCA